Acanthamoeba castellanii str. Neff is the source of this 3285-nucleotide messenger RNA. RefSeq lists its product as uncharacterized. The record is from RefSeq and is a predicted model, not a curated record. The transcript is spliced from 21 exons. Lineage: Eukaryota; Discosea; Longamoebia; Acanthamoebidae. Bases 1 to 3285 code for a protein of 1094 amino acids.
AUGGCGGCCGAGGCUCGCCCGGCCACCGUGGCGCCGACGGCCGGCAUGCGACUGACAUUCACCUCAACCACACCUUCAGCCCUCUCACCUCCACCGUCACCGGUCCUCAAGGACAGCGUGACAGGCAACAUGCAGAUCAUUCCGCUCGCCGAGGACGAAACGCGGACGCCACAGCUGGUGUUCCUCACGGCGCGCGGCGGUGACGGCGGCCGCGGCGGCGAUGGCGGUCGUGGUGGAGAUGGCGGCACGGGGACCAGAGGCCGGGAUGCCACGCGUUACUCGAGCGGCACUAACGGAGGCCCCGGUGGCCAUGGCGGAGAUGGAGGCGAUGGCGCAGACGGAGGCACUGGCGGCGACGGCGGAAAUAUCUCGGUCAGCGUGGACGAGCGUGACAUGGACUUCGUCAUGCUCUACAGUCGGCCCAAUUUCUCUGGCGGCAUUGGAGGAAGCAGGGGACACGGCGGCAGUGGUGGCCACGGAGGAGCGGGCGGUGCCGGUGGUAGCUCCUACUCGUGGACCGAGUCGCAUACCCGGAGCAACGGCGAUGGCACCUCAAGCACCUACACAACCCACCACUCCAACCCGGGCGGGUACUCUGGCCCGAGCGGCAGCUCCGGCAGUCGCGGACGAGACGGAUCUGACGGACGAAACGGCGCCACUGGCAGCUACGCCAUCAAAGUCAUCAAGAAUGGCGACUGCAAGGUCUACCAUUCGCCGUAUGAGCUCCGGACCAUCCAAUACGAAAUCCAGGCACGUGACUACAACGACGACGGUAUCAUCGAGCCCGAUGACGAUCUGCGAGUGACCUUCACGGUGACCAACAACGGCGGCAUGCCGACGCCCGUGCACCAGUUCAUCAAGCUCUACCUCCAGUCCAACACCUGGGUGGCCUUCGACAACGACGCCGACCAUCACAAGAUCACGCGCAGCCUGGCCGUGGGCGAGAGCUACACGGUGCGCAACAUGCGCGUGCGGGUGAAGGACAUCGACGCGCCGCGCGUGGGCAAGCGGCUGCGCGAGGUGGCGCGGCUGGACUACCGCGGGUUGGUGCAGCGGGUCAAUCGACUGCUGCCGGGCUUCCGCGCGCAGGUCGAUCCCUUCGUCGUCCAGUUCCCCGUCCUCAUCUCUGCCGUGGAGGGAUUGAGGACGAUCACGAUGGAGGAGGAGGCGCCGGUGACCUUCAGCGUGAAGAACAUCUCCAACCAGCCAAUUGGUUCCAAGUGCGGUCGGCCAGUGGAGGCCUACCUGGGCAUCGCCGAGAACUUCAAGUUGCAGACCAACGACAUGGUGUUCCGCAACCGCAAGGGAAAGGUGCGGCCCUUCCUCGAGGGUCUCCUCAAGCAGGUCAAGCGCCUCGAACCCGGCGCCCUCACCUACAUCUCCGGGACGAUGGCGUUCAACAACGAGGACCUGCCGGCCUACGUGCACGGCGAUCUCACGGCCUAUCUCAAGCUAAGCGGCAUGCGGCCGGAAAACAGGGACCAGCUGCGGUGCAUCCAGCAGCGUCUGUUCUCGCUGCAGCUGGCGGAGCCCUACAGGGCCAAGGAGAACGUUGAUGUGCUCCUGGUCACCAACACCAACACCACCCACGAGGAGGUGAAAGCGUGGGAGCGUUUGUUGGCCAAUGUGGGACUGCCCAACGUCACUUCUUGGAAUCUGUCGCUCUACGAGGGCGUGUCGUUCACCUACCGACGUCUCGAUGGUGGCACGCUGAUUGAAGACAUGAAGGGCAAGCUGGUGAUCUUCCUCAACAACAACUACACGCGCGGCGCCGAGGACUCCAAGGAGGCCAUCACCGACCUCCCCGCUCGCGAGCUGUACUUGCUGGUGAGGGACGCUGGGAUCCGCACGUACGUGGUGGGCCAGUUCAUCUCGGACGUGCUGCAGAACCGCAUCCUGCCCUUCCCGGAGAAGACGCAGAGCGACUAUGUGAGCGUGAAGGAGGUUCUCACGCGGCGGCGCGAGGACGAGGGCGAAUUGCCGCCGGGCACCAGCGAGAGCAAGUUCGCCAAGAAGAAGCGCGCCCGCAAGCUCAAGCGCGACAAGAUGCUCAAGGUGAACCAGGACGACGACACCACCGAGCUCGAGGAAGCCGCGCCGGCCAAGAAGAGCAGCAAGAAUAGCAAAAAGGGCAAGAACAAGGUGGACGACGACGAAGACGAUCAAGCCGAGGCCAAGGAGGGAGCGUGGAGGGACGCAGCUGAGAUCAAGAAGUACACCGAGGGCUACACCUUCUUGAGGCCGCGAACGAGGCACUUGGAGAAGCGGGCCAAGCGGGUGGCCAACCACCUGGAGAAGCACCUGCCCAACGAAAGGAACGUGGCCGUGUACCACUUCGAGCCCGUCCUCAUCAAGAAGGGCUUCCUCCGCAAGCGCUACGACCUCGGCACUGUGGCGGUGCACCGAGCGUUGGACAGAACCGAGACGUCGAUCUCCUCCUUCGGCCGCGGCGAUGCCGAGCUGCACCAGGCCGACCUCAUCGAGGACUCGUCGCAGCACGCCUUCCACGUGCUCAAGAUCCUGCCCUUCGAGCGCAAGCUCGCCGUGGCCAUCAACAUCCUGGCCCAGCACGGCGACCGCGACAACGGCCGCCUCUAUAUCGAGGCGCUGAAGAAGGCGAUCCUGGCCGACCUGACGGACGAGCAGGUGGUCUACCGCCUCCACUCCUGGAGCGGACCCUUGCCUUCGGGCAAGAUCAAGAAGAAGCUCAAGAAGCUGCAGCAUCUGUGCAAUGUGAAGUCGCCUGUCGAGCUCGCGGCGCUCGGUCAGGGCAACCGAUUGAUCGUGGAGCUCCUGGUCGAGUUCGAAGUGCUCCUCAAGAAGCUGCCCAAGUGGUACGACAAGAUCUGGUUCAGGAGGAGGCAACGGAUCGUCACGUCGGUGUCGCUCGACAUCGUCAACCAAUGGCUUCGCAAGUGCGGCGUGACCAGCACGCCGAGCGCCGAGCUGAAGGGCCUGCGCCGGGAGCGCAUGAGGGCCGAGAGGAGGACCGCGCGCGACCACCUCCUCAGCGAGUUCGUGCGACCGGCCAGCGGCGUCGCUCCUGGAUCGCAGUACGUGCAGGACAACUGGUUGAAGGUUGGCAAGGUCAUGACCAAGGCCGACUUCGAGGCGCGGCGGCCGCAGGAGCAGCCCGACGUGGUGCUCAAGGAGGUGCGGAGCGUGUUCAAGAGCGACGAGGAGCGCGAGCGCGCCAUCGGCAAGCUGGAACGGUUCCGGGAGGGCAUCAAGAAGAGCCUCCAGAGCCACGACACCACCGUCGGCAAGGGCAAGGAGCGCAUCUAA